Molecule: messenger RNA, 2049 nt
Organism: Neurospora tetrasperma FGSC 2508
Lineage: Eukaryota; Fungi; Ascomycota; Sordariomycetes; Sordariales; Sordariaceae
Exons: 1
Coding region: 1-2049 (682 amino acids)
Molecular function (GO): protein binding
Source: RefSeq, a predicted model, not a curated record
AUGGCCAGCAAAAGAACACAGCCUCUGGUUGCCUACGACGAUGAAUCCGACUAUCAUGACGAAAGCGAUCACGACAACACCGAAUUUCUGCCGCACGCGAAACGCCGACGACUCAAUCCUCAUUCCGUAGACGACGACAUUGCCCUGCCGGCCAGGCGGCCGACGCGCGUUCAGCAGCCCGACUCUAACCCUACACGUAAUAGCAUAUCCCGCGAUCUACUCUCCUCUCUCUCAGACGAGCUGCUCAUUCGCAUCCUAUCGUUCCUUCCACUCCAACACCUCCUCGCCGUCGCCCCAGUGUCGCGCCGCUUCUACCAGCUCGCUGGAGAUUCUCAAUUAUGGAAGGCGUUAUACUACGCGCGCUUCGUGCUACCGCGCGCCAUGAGGAUACCGGGAUUCAGAGACACCGCGGCCAGUGGUGGCGGUACCGGCCACAAAUUGCAUUACUCGGGCAGAAGGACACUAUGGGCUGAUGGGCGACGUGGUGGACUUGUUCAAGCAAAGAAGGAGGAGGGAAUCAAGACUGGAAGCAAGAGGAGGAGAGACGAGCAAAGCACUUUCGACAACAGCGGACUAGGCGUAGAAGUCGACGGACGGUCACAAGAGCGGAAAUGGGAGCCUGUUAACUGGAAGAGGCAGUAUAAGAUCCGAUACAAUUGGUCGAGGGGCAAAUGCGCGGUUGAAGAGCUGAGGAUAGGGGGUACGGCGGACACGACGCAAGAGGGAAAUCAUCAACAACAGGAGCGAAAGGUGCUCGUAAAAGUGGUCGAAGGGAUUGCGAUCACCGCGGACAAGGUGUCGGGUUUGCGCACAUGGGAUCUGAAGAGCAGACAUCUGCUGGCGCAAGUGAGUCUCUGCGAGGACGGGCUGGACUCUACGCCAAGCUGUAUUGCUAUUGACGACUACGAGUUGGACCACGGGAUGUUGGACGUGGGAGUGGGUUUCCUUGACGGGAGUUUUGGGGUUUGGAGGUUUUUCAGUGGCGAGAACCGUCUUGUAAGGCGGUACAAACACGAAAAGUCGAGUAAUGGGGAACUCGUUGCGAUGGCCCUAUCGUAUCCCUACCUGUUGACGGCCACGGCAGCGGUAUUGGUAUCGCUUUAUACCUUCGAGGUACCCCAGCAGCCACCGGCAGACCAAUCGGCUCAGAACUCGGGGGCGGGUGGCGAGGCGAGAACGAUGACAGAAGCGGGUGGUCCAAUGGAGGAGAAGUCGGGUGCCUCUGAACACGAUACCGAUACGCUUCCAGCGCCAUAUUUGCUCACAUCACUCAACUCUUACUCCUCGAGACCUCCUCUUGCACUAUCCAUACGAAAGAUGGCUUUGACAACCGUCGCCUCAAUAGCUUACACUUUUCCCACUCGGAGGGGCUGGUCCAUCGGUCUUCAGGACAUGCACAUCCGCGCCCCAAGUACAGGCGUCAAGUCCGCUCCCGACAUCACUACAACAAAAACAGCAUACACCAUGCCGUUAGACACUGGCAGUGGGCUGCAAGAAACACCAACAACACCCUUACAUGAAAUUGUUGCUAGAUCUCGAGAACCGGAUAGCCCAUCCUCGCGAACCCCUCCAGUUACAGUCGGGCCUACGACACUUUGCUACACUCACCCUUAUCUUCUCGCCACUCUGCCUGACAACACCCUUGUGCUGCACAUGUGCACAUCAACCGCCUCGUCGCUGUCCAUCUCACGUGGUAUUCGGUUAUGGGGCCACACAUCGGGAAUUAGCAAUGCCGAGAUAACGGCGCGGGGAAAGGCCGUUAGUGUCAGCUCGCGGGGUGAAGAGAUGCGAGUCUGGGAGCUGGAAGGACGGUCAAGCGGAAUUGGCAGCCGAAGCAUCGAGAUUAAACCCGGUCCUGCUGCCUCAAGUGAUAACAAAAGCGGCUCGGCUCCUCCCAGCGGCGGCGGCCUUGCAUUGGACAACAAAGAAGAUUUGGAAUACGAUUGGGAUGAACGUAGGAACUGGGUGGGAUUCGACGAUGAAGUGGUCAUUGUGUUGAAAGAGAAGAGAGGUGGGGGCGAGAGUUUGAUGGUUUAUGACUUUACCUAG